Molecule: messenger RNA, 2982 nt
Organism: Loxodonta africana (African savanna elephant)
Lineage: Eukaryota; Metazoa; Chordata; Mammalia; Proboscidea; Elephantidae
Gene: UNC5CL
Product: unc-5 family C-terminal like
Exons: 9
Coding region: 132-1751 (539 amino acids)
Biological process (GO): netrin-activated signaling pathway; positive regulation of JNK cascade; positive regulation of canonical NF-kappaB signal transduction
Cellular component (GO): membrane
Molecular function (GO): protein binding; netrin receptor activity
Source: RefSeq, a predicted model, not a curated record
CCUUGGAGGGCCCUGGUGGUGCAGUGGUUCGAAUUCACCAGCUGCUCCUUGGAAACCCUAUGGGGCAGUUCUACUCUUUCCUGUAAGAUCACUAUGAGUAGGAAUUGACUCGACGGCAAUGGAUUUUAGUUAUGGCUCUGGGCCUUGGCUGGGACAAGGGUGCAGAGAGCUGGCAGCGGCAUCUAGUGACCAGGUGGAUGUGCCCCCAGGAGAAUUCCUUCCAACCCUUGCAGUUCCUACUGCUGGUGGGGGUCCUGGUGGCGAGUGCCCUCCUUCUGGCCCAGUGCCUUCGAUGGCACUGUCCUCAUUGGCUGCUGAGAACCUGUCGGAAGCCAGAUGGCCAAGAGGACCCAGUGCCGCAGCCCAUUCCGCUACCGGAAAAUGAGCCCUCAAGGCAGUGCCCUCCAGCCACACUGCCAGAGAUGGCUGCAUUCUACCAGGAACUGAACACACCCACUCAAGGCCAGACAGUCAUCCGCCAGCUGAUGCACAAACUAUUGGUGUUUUCAGCUCGAGAAGUGGACCACCGAGGUGGCUGCCUGAUGCUCCAAGAUACAGGCAUUUCCCUGCUCAUCCCGCCAGGUGCUGUGGCUGUGGGCCGCCAGGAGCGGGUGUCUCUGGUCCUGGUGUGGGACCUGUCAGAUGCCCCGUCGCUGUCCCGGUCCCAGGCGCUGGUGAGCCCUGUGGUGGCAUGUGGCCCCCAUGGGGCCUCCUUCCUGAAGCCCUGCACCCUUACAUUCAAGCACUGUGCCCAGCAGCCCAGCCACGCCCGCACCUACAGCAGCAACACGACCCUGCUUGAUGCCAAGGUCUGGAGACCCCUGGGGAGGCCCGGGGCCCACACCUCCCGGGAUGAGUGUUGCAUCCACCUCUCUCACUUCAGCCUCUACACCUGCGUGCUGGAGGCGCCUGCGGGGCGCGCAGCCCGAAAAUGGCUGCAGCUGGCGGUGUUCUGCUCGCCGCUGGCGCCAGGGCAGUCCCACCUGCAGCUGCGCGUCUACUUUCUCAACAACACGCCCUGUGCCCUGCAAUGGGCCUUGACCAACGAGCAGCCCCACGGCGGGCGCCUGCGUGGGCCCUGCCAGCUCUUUGACUUCACCGGGGCCCGCGCGGACCAGUGCCUGAAGCUCAAGUACAUCUCUGAGGGUUGGGAGAAUGUAGAUGACAGCAGCUGCCAGCUGAUUCCCCAUCUCCACAUCUGGCAUGGAAAGUGCCCCUUCCGCUCCUUCUGCUUCCGGAGAAAAGUCAAUGAGAGUGAGGACUGCUCAGCAGUAAACAAUGAGAUCAUUGUCACCAUGCACACCUUCCAGGAUGGCUUGGAGACCAAGUACAUGGAAAUCCUCAGGUUCCAGGCAUCAGAAGAGGAAUCCUGGGCAGCGCCACCCCCAGUUUCGCAGCCACCCCCAUGCAAUAGACUACCCCCAGAGCUCUUUGAACAGCUGCAGAUGUUGUUGGAACCAAACAGCAUCACUGGCAAUGACUGGCGCCGACUGGCCUCCCACCUGGGGCUCUGUGGCAUGAAAAUCCGGUUCCUGUCCUGCCAGCGCAGCCCCGCGGCCGCCAUCCUGGAGCUGUUUGAGGAGCAGAAUGGCAGCCUGCAGGAGCUACACUACCUCAUGACUGUCAUGGACAGACUGGACUGUGCCUCAGCCAUCCAGAGCUACCUGAGUGGGCCACAAGAUGGCAGCCCAGUUCCUGUCCGCAGGCCUGCCUGGGACAACCAGGGCCUGGAGCUGGAUGAGAAGCUCUGAGUGCCAAGAGGGAGGGCGAGGCAGGGUGAGGGCCCUUGGUAUGCCCCUACAUCUAAGAAUCACACAACAGGUGUUACUGGCUGUACCCACCAACCUCAUCAGAACCUUGAAUGGUGCCCAGUGCCUCUCAUGAGAAGGGAGGGCCAUUGCCAGCCUCUCUGGGACUGGACCACCCUUCUGGUAUACGAACUGUGGGCAGAUCCCCUUCUGGCCGGCAGGGGGCACAGAAGCCCAGCAGAUGGCCACAACGUGGCCAACCCCCUGGAAACUAAUUCAUAGACUGUAAUUUUUUUUUUUUUUUUUUAAGGAGGCUUGGCUCCUUCUUGGCACUCCUGGGGGCGCAGUGUUUAGUCCACAAGUAUUCGCUGAGCACUUAGUGCGUACCCAACACUGGCUGGGCAUUACAAGGAGUACUGAAAUAUAUAAGAUAGGGUCUGGAGCCUUGACAAGUGCACGCUUCUCUCAUAGAGUCCAGAUGUGCUCAUAGGAGCUGAGGGCAAACUCUAUAACAAGCAUAUAACUUGUGGUUAAGGGAUUUACCUUACAGGCUUUAGGAAUUGAGAAAGGGAGGGAGGUGAGUGUGGGCUGGAGCAGUGAGAAUACUUAGUGCCAGGUGUUGGAGGGAGAGAGGAUUUGGACAUGUAAAGAGUGGUUCAGAGAUCUUUAGGAUGGGUGGUGGGUGGGAAGAUAGGAGCUGAAAGUGAGCAUGGAGUGCUGGGAGCAUCAAGGAAACCAGCACCAUGGGUGAGAGGUGGUAUUAGGACAAGUGUUCAAGGCCAGACCCAGGGGCGGGCAGUUAUACCUGGCCGUCCACCUUAGUCUCCUUUGCCUGCCUGUGUCUCCUUAUUCUUCUGCUCAAGCCUUAUUUUCCUCACCUUCUGCCAUUAUCUCUAUCAUAAAACUGAAAGGAAACUUGAAGAUUAUCAUUCUUGCCCAACCUUUUUCUCUCUCUUAUCUUGAACUGUGUGAGUUCUAAGUCUUUCUGAUUUUCUCUUUGUUCCUGUCUCCUGUGGUCUCUCUAUCCUUGAAUCUCUGUGUGUCUCUCUGUUACUGUGUGCCUUAGUAUCUUUUUGUCUCUACCUGGUCACUUUGUCCUGUCUUUGUGUGUUUCUUCCUUUCUCUGAAAUUCUCAGUCAUUUGCUUCAGGCAAGUGUCUCUAAACCAAUGUUAUAUACCAAAGGCUACUGCAAAAGACUGGGCUACUCUGGGAAUAGAUGAGUGGUUUUUGUUU